AUGCAGUCCCCAGCGGCGGAGAAUAUGGCCCUUCACGUCUAUCGAGCUACGAAUAAUGCAGAGUACCAGCGAUUGUUUGAUCAAACACGGAGAUCGAAGCUGGAAAUAAUUCAAAAAGAGAUCAAACAGAUCAACGAAAAUGGGGCCAGAAGUAAGUGGCUCGAGGGAAAGACACUGCAAGAGAACAUCGAAGAACGACGAAAGAUUAUUGAUAUCAUUGACAAAUUGAUUGAUGUUGGCAGUUACCCAGCAGGCGGACGACUCAAUAAAAUAUUCCCAGGGUUGUUACCAGAUCCUGGCCCAAGCAAAUACUGGAAUUUCAGCAGCGACCAACCACUUCAAUGGUCCUCACCCUUGGUUCCAGGCACUAGCCGGGGCUAUACUCAUAUGCCAACGACAACUGAAACACUGACAACAAAAGCCAUACUGGCAACAGAUGGAAAUGUGGCAGCAGUGCCAGUGGAAACUCGUUCUGUCCAUGGUUUCAUCCCUACAAGCCAGACACGACAGGCUUCUUCGCAAAGUAUUGAAUUAUACUCCAUGCCAAAUCAUGGUGUCAAUACGCUGCAAAACCGAGUGAGGGCUGCCCCACAGAAUGUUCCCCAAACAAGAUCGCCAAUGGAUUCGAUGCCGUUCAGAAAGUUUCAGCCGUCCAAACAACUGCUAAAUAAACCUCGCCAAACAAUCCCAGAGAUUAUAUAUCGUGCUCAGCAUGCAGGGGUGGGCAUCGGGGCCACAAAGUAUCGUGGCGAUCUUGAUGGAUAUACACUCGAGAAUGCCCAGACGCCCGAGCACCUGAAUUGUGCUGUGUUCAUCAAGGGGAUCCCCCCGCAGGUGACCGAUGGCGAAAUAUUCGCCACAAUUACGGAGGGCAAAGUGUUCUCAUACUUUAAGAAGCCACAGUAUGGCCGAUAUACUACUUGUGCGGCAACGAUAACAUUUAUGGAUAGGGAUUCUGCGGAGCGGUACAUGAAGAAGUGCCAAAGGCCAAAUGGGAUGGUGAUUGGCGGUCAGCGGGUCCACGUUGUCUGGAGCUUCCAUCCAGUCGGACCGGUAGUUUGCAGCGAGAUGCACCAAUCGCGAGUUCUAAGAGUGAAGGGCCCAGAGGACUCCAUUGAUGUGGCCGUCAUUGAGAAAUUCCUCCAUCAAUACGUGGUUUUUAAGUUGGUUAACCGAUGCGAAUUCAUUAAUUCUCGUGGUGAAAAGACAGCAGAGCUGGCCUUCUGCUCCAUUCGAGGGCAAAGUCGGUUGGCAAUGAAGUGCCUUGCCGAGGAGAUCCAGGUACGGGGCUGGAAUGUUACGGUUCAAUACGGCCCUGAUCCGUGUGACGCCGACCGUCACAUAUUGGCGAAUGCCUCCUCGUUCCCAAAUCGCUCUAUCUAA
This is a messenger RNA of Venustampulla echinocandica, 1383 nucleotides long. RefSeq lists its product as uncharacterized. The record is from RefSeq and is a predicted model, not a curated record. Gene Ontology annotation, molecular function: nucleic acid binding. The coding region runs from base 1 to 1383 and encodes 460 amino acids. NCBI's taxonomy places the organism in Eukaryota, Fungi, Ascomycota, Leotiomycetes, Helotiales, Pleuroascaceae. The transcript has 4 exons.